UAUUGCUAUCUGCAGUCGUUACUAGAGUUGGUAUAACUAGAGAAGCAAGCAGUCGGCAACAUCUCUCGACGGGGUGUCUAACACGGUGUUACGGUGUCAUCGAGUGAUUCACGCAACAGGAUGGCCCGGCCAGGCUAACUGACGCCUGCUCAUGGAGCUCUUCUCGUCGGCUCCUGAAAGGCCACGCUGAGGGCAAAACACUCCGAGUCAGCUGUUGACCACGCCCCCUCCUCCUCUCCAGGAUCUACUACCGGUUAGCUCGUCCUGCAGCGGAUGUGUGAUGCAACUAGAAGUAAGAAUGUCUCUUAAACUUCUCUCACGAACUUUUGGUGAAGCUUAAACAGAAUUAUUGCCUAAACCACAGCUUAGGAUACGCCUUUGUGUUAUUAUUUUACAAACUGAGUUAAUACCUGAGACAGUAAGACUGUCAUUUUCUCCACUCGCUGUUGCUAACCAACAUUAGCUGAUCCGUACAUGGCAGCUAACUAGCAUAUCCGACUGAUCUCAUUUUUGUAACUUGUUUGCUCCAAACUCAGUCCCUCGUCUCUUUGCCUCGCCAGCUACCGACCCCCACCCUUUGGGCGUACCUAUGAGCUUAUUUUAAAGCGCUGGGUGCCAGUGGAGUCACCCAACCUGAACCCUGUUGUCGACUGGAUCUAUCUCUAAAUGGCCACCGCAGCUCCCCCUCCAGCCUCUGGCUCCACUGCGGCCACUGAAAACCCAAAUCCUGGGUCUAGCAACUCAAAUGCGGCUGACAGUGGAAACCAGGACAGCACUUUCGAGUGUAACAUCUGUCUGGACACCGCCAAGGAUGCGGUGAUCAGCCUUUGUGGACACCUCUUCUGGUGAGAACUGCUGUUUAUGCUUUUGUUCACAUUGCCAAACAAUAGGCCACUAUAGGACAGACCCGAUCCGGAUCAGCCAAGAUAAUCUUGCCUGUAAGUAACUGAACAAAGGUGAACUGGAUAUAAAUCUGUCUGAUGCCUCUGCUAGCUGAUAUCAAGGUAGAAAGUAGGGCUGGGCGAUUUGGCAAAAAAAAAAAAUGUUCACGAUAUAUUUCAUCAUAUCGUCCGAUCUCGAUUAUUAUCACGAUUUUUUUAAAAACUGUCUGUUUUAAAGCAUCUUUACUAAAAAUUAAAGAAACUAGAGAUUAGUUCAACAGUUAAUUAACAUACAAAGUAAAUAAACAGGCAAAUUGAAUAAGAAACACUUAGAAAAAUAUAAAAAAACAUUUUAACUCAACAGUACAACAAAUGUAGAUAAAUACUAGAUAAUACAGUGAAUUAGUUUACAGUCCUGAGCGUUUUUGAAGGUAUGCAAGACCCAAAAUAAACAAAUCUCCCCCUCAGAGAUAAUGAAGACACCUUAAAAUGUAAACAUUAGAUGAUGUAAACGUAAAUGAUAAGAUUAAUCGCUGCCUAGGUCUGGUGGCUGCACCGCUAGUUGUUGCUAAACUGCUAAUGCUACUCAUGCCGUCAGCAGCGGCAGGCUCACAUUUUCAUGCUUUCCGCAUUAUCAUUUGGGAGGUACUUCUUCAAAUGAUUAAACAGAUUUGUUGUGUUGCCGGUUUUUGAGGGCACCGAUCACCGACAUACCUUGCUCAUCAGCAUAAUUACUCAACGUCACUUUGGAGAUACCAGAACCACCGCCACACAACCGACGUUGAAUAACUUCUCAAAAAUAACAUCUUCGGAGAAUAACUCAAAGUCACAGCUGACAACUAUCUUGCUGCCCUCAGCUCCACGUUUAGCUCCAUGUUCUGUCAUUCUGUUUACUUCUCCUGUUUACUUCUCUGGCAACUUACAGAAGUGAGCAGGAAAAGCUUGACUCUGAUUGGCUGUUGUGAUGCACAUUUCGUUAAUGUUUGAUUGAGUAAAUAUGCUCUCAGCUGAUCACCGUGAUCGAACUGAAAUUUAUCACGAUCAUCGAUCACGAUCAUAUAAUCGCCCAGUCCUAGUAGAAAGUUAAUAUUAUUUUUACUCUGAACAGAUAAAGCAUAACAAUGUUAGUCUGUAUUGUAUACCACAAUUCAUGCCUAUGAAGUCGAUCCAUCUUUCUCCAUAAGUGUCAUUCAGUAUUAAAGAAAGUGUGGAUCAAAUUCUACAAAAGUUCAGUUCAGUAUGAAAAGCCAGGAGCUGCCAGUGUAACACAGCACAACUGUGGGCAAACAUGUAUUGAUUUUUCUAGUCUUAGCCUGAUCCUGUGAAGGUUUCCCGUCUCUGUAGCCAAGUCCCCCUGUUUACAUGCAAUCAUAGCCAACAAGUUUUCAGCAUCUGGUCUGAUAUCAGUGUGUUUGCAGUGUCAAAGUAGUUAUUCAUUCUCAAAAAAGGAGAUAAAUCCAAAGCAGGGAGCCGUUUUCCCCUCUUUUUAGUAGUUAGGAUGAGCCUUAACUUUAACGUUUGGAGUUUUGGGAGUAUAUAAUGUCUGAAUACAGAAUGUGUUGAUGGCAGACUGUGAACAUUUUUACUAACUUCUUUUUCCUGUCACAAAACCUCAAAUUUCAUCAUUUCGGGCAUGUCUUCCCAUCAGUUGGCCUUGCUUGCACCAGGUAACCGAAUCACUCCCCCCUUUUGAAUUUUUUUUAAAAACCAAUCUCAUGAAGAAAGUCAGUGCUGAUUAUGCCUUUCUCUGCACACAGUGGUUGGAGACGAGACCAAACAGACAAGUGUGCCCUGUGUGUAAAGCUGGCAUCAGUAGAGACAAAGUUAUCCCCUUAUAUGGGCGUGGAAGCACAGGUCAACAAGACCCCAGGUUGGUACUGUUUUUGUAGUUUUGCCACAUGUCGGUUGACUCUGAAAUUAAUUUGUUUUGUAAUGACUACACUCCUUUAUAUUCUCAGAGGAUAAAUAUGGUCCAUUAGGGCCUGUUUCCACUAGUCCUAUUUUGUGCUGCUCAAGUGUGGCUGAAUUUCAGUUUUGUUUUUUAAUUAAAUAAUUAAUAAGAGUUGUUAUAUAGCAGCGUUAGUAGCAACUCUAGACCUGGAAAUUGUAUCCUUGAUGAAAAUGUGUUGUCAGCUUAGUCUAAUCCACAUACAUAGACUGCUUCUGUGACACAAGCUGAAAAAAAGGCCAGGGCUUGACACUAACAUUUUUCACAAGGAGCGUAUGUGCUCCUAAGUUGAAAAAGUUAGGAGCACACAAAGAACUUUAGGGGCACAAUGAAAAUUGAUCAAAUAAUGUUUGCCAUAUUGGUCGACUUAAGUACUUUUAUUUAUUUUAGGUCUUUUGGUCACAUGACAUGGGAGCUAUUGAAGAAAAUGUUCAAAAUUUGCCUUUAGAUUUAACACAAAAAAUUUAUGAGGACAAAUUAGGGAAAUGAAAAGGUGUGUCUUAUCUUCCGACCUUAGUACUACUAUUUGAAAUCAAUUUUAGGUCUUGAGGUCAUGUGACAUGGAAGCUAUUAAAGGAAAACAGCCUUUUCUGAGAACAUCAACCGGUGAUUUAUUGAUGGUCCCUUAUUCAACACCUGACGCUGACAGCGAGGAUGCUGAGUAGAUUCAUCUGCGCUGCUGUUGCUAUUACCGGUUAUGGAGAGUGAGAAGACACCGGUAGAUCCGCAGUGAAUGUCCAUCGAAUAUCCAACCUAAAACUAACUUCACCGCAGUAUUUACAUGAAAAAACAUUUGUUGCCUUGGCUAAUUUUUUUUAUGCGCACAUGUGCCCCGAAAUACAUUUUACAAUUUGCACACAUCAAGUUGGGAAAAUACAGCGUUUUAAAGAUAUGAUUAUGUUUUACAGAGAAAGAACACCUCCGCGACCACAAGGGCAGAGGCCUGAGCCAGAAAACCGGGGUGUAAGUACUGUGAAGAAAUACACUUGAAUGGAAACCACAAAGUUUAUGAUUUUGACUUUUACUUUUAUGAUGAAACUUUUCCACAGGAUGAUGCAGAUGCUGUAGUGCAAAAGUGAGCUUUAUUCAUUCACAAAAUAAAAUUCCCCUCUGGGAUCCAUUAGACACUAAGCAAUGAGGAACAGACUAAUCUCUUGAGGAUGGUCACAAAUGACACUGACUGUUGCAUCAGUUCUUCCUGCCUGUAUGGAAAACUACCUCAGAUACUGAUGCUUGAAUAAUGAUAGAUAUACACAUGCACUUGGUACUAUUUACGAACUGAUGUAUCACAGGGUUUCCAAGGAUUUGGCUUUGGAGAUGGAGGUUUCCAAAUGUCGUUUGGAAUCGGUGCCUUUCCAUUUGGGAUCUUUGCCACAGCUUUUAACAUCAACGACGGGAGACCUCCUCCAGGUAUUAACGUUUCACACGUUACCAUGACCUCUCUGUGUUGUUUUCAUUGACAACAGAUCAAAGAAAUUCUGUUACUGUUUCCCAAACAGCUGCCCCUGGGACGCCUCAGCACAUGGAUGAACAGUUCCUGUCUCGACUUUUUCUGUUCGUCGCUCUGGUGAUUAUGUUUUGGCUGCUGAUUGCAUAACUGAGGUGGAAAGACGACAUGUUCGGGUAACCCAAAAGACAUCUUCACAUCAUGGUGUGCAUUCUGCCUUCCCAACAUUUGAUAAGGUUCUUGACACAAAGACAUAAGAUUUUAACAGAGUUUUUUCUUAAAUAAAUCUAUAUGUUCCAAUGCAGGUAUGACGGUUUUUAAAGUGAACCACACGACGUGGGUCGCUGAAAGUAUAAUGUACUGUACUGUUACAUUGUCCUUGUAAAGACGCAUACCCAAAGUCUUCCCUAUAUUUUUUCAACCACCUCUUGUUCUAAGAAUUUCAGCCUCCUUAUUAGUGUAUGACAUGACCAUCUGUCUGUCUACUUUUAUCAGACAUAGAGGGGUUUGUUUGGUUUGGGUGAAAAAAGUGGAAGAUACGUUUUUGUUCUCCUUCCUGUUGCGUUUUAGUCACACAGAUUAUGUGUAAAUUCUGUUACUACUGUUUAAAAUAAUCUCUGCUAAACAAAAAUGAACCAUAAAUAUAAUGUACUCAUUAUAUUACACUGUCAGUCCAACAAAUUUUACAGUAUUUUAUGUCAGCCUAUUUCUGGCCACUGGUACCCUACUUGAUCUCUGUAAACAUCUUGAUAUCAUGAUAAAAAAGGCACAGACAUAACUUGUAGCAUUAUCAACACAUUUCCUUCACUGAAGCAGCCUGUUAAUCAGCCUUUUCUAGGAUUACUCGUUCUGUGAAAAGGCCCACCCAUCCAUAUAGGCCAACAUACUUUUGUAAUUGUUGUGAUGGACCCAAGAGGUGAGAGGGAAACCUUGAUCACUGGCUUUACCACAAUGUCUGCCCAUCCAUUAAUGUGCUACUACUCUGUUUUUUUGUUGUUGUUCUUUCUCUUCUGUAUUUGGUACUAAAAGACACACGCCUCAUUCGCCUCUUACAAAAAUCACACCCAAAUCAAAACGUCAUACAUUCUCUUUUUAUUUACAGGAAAUAAAAAAAUACUUGUUGAUGCAUGUCCGCAGUUCUGAGACAAAUUUACAAAACAGUGUUCCUUCCCGUUUUGGAAAGUUUAUUUCUGUAUUUUUACUGUAAUUAAGAUCGAAAAUACUAUAGAUGUAAAGAAUGAAUAAUGGCUGGUUGAAAAGCUUUUUUUAAGCAGGCGUUAACUCUAUUAACGGUGGAGCAAUGUAAAUAAAUGCUAAUGCUUAUCAGAGUCUGUUUUGUCUUAUUCUUUGAUAAG
Messenger RNA from Xyrichtys novacula (pearly razorfish), 5631 nucleotides. Lineage: Eukaryota; Metazoa; Chordata; Actinopteri; Labriformes; Labridae. The record is from the annotation of a GenBank genome assembly.